AUGUCGGCUACGCUCGUGUUCAAAGGGCGAGAGCUCGCCAUGACACGGGACGAGCUUGUCGCUUCUUCGGCUGCAACCAAAGUGAACGGCGCCGAAAAUGAGGACGAAGACGACCUGAUCCCGAAAAUCGAGUCUGAUUUGAUCGAGUCUGCCGGGGCCCCCGAGAAGUCGUCCAGCAGAAAGCGCCAGCCAAGUCAACCCGCCACCAGCAAAGCUAGCAAGAGACGCAAGCUGUUUGAAGGCCAAGAGCCUCUGGCUGGGUCUGCUCAGAGUGUCUUAGCCUCGAUCGAGAACAGAGCCGCGCCUGCCGCGAAGAAAGGACUUUCUCUGGAAGCUUCCGACUCUGAUGAGGAAAAAGGUCCCGACGAUCACGGUCCUAGUGAUACUGAGAGAGACGAUGCUUCUCCUCCGCCGGUACAAACUCCUAAGAAGCGCGGUCGUCCCAGAAAGACUCCCAACGCUGUCUCGGCCAAGUUCAAGAAGUCGGUUGGUAAACCGAUUGCCGCUGGACCAGUCGCCAAAGGCGUCGCUCGUCCCAAGAAGGUUGCCAAGAAGAGCCCUGCCAAACGCACCUCGAGUUCUCCUACUUACUCAGAGGAGUUUUACGUCGUUGAGAAGAUCGUUGGCGCACGCGUUGACCCCAAGACCAAGGUGCCGAUGUACAUGGUGAAGUGGAAGGGAUAUGGCUCGAACGAGAAUACGUGGGAGCCAAAGGGAAACCUAAGCAAGUGCGCUGCUCUCAUCAAGAGCUUUAUUGCUUCUCAGAAUGGGAAGAAGGGAAAGAAGUGA
Molecule: messenger RNA, 789 nt
Organism: Colletotrichum fioriniae
Lineage: Eukaryota; Fungi; Ascomycota; Sordariomycetes; Glomerellales; Glomerellaceae
Biological process (GO): negative regulation of transcription by RNA polymerase II; chromatin organization
Cellular component (GO): pericentric heterochromatin
Molecular function (GO): chromatin binding
Source: RefSeq, a predicted model, not a curated record